Branchiostoma belcheri (Belcher's lancelet) is the source of this 2905-nucleotide messenger RNA. Its product is annotated as nuclear receptor subfamily 1 group D member 2-like. The transcript has 7 exons. The record is from RefSeq and is a predicted model, not a curated record. Lineage: Eukaryota; Metazoa; Chordata; Leptocardii; Amphioxiformes; Branchiostomatidae. Gene Ontology annotation, biological process: positive regulation of transcription by RNA polymerase II; hormone-mediated signaling pathway; cell differentiation. Gene Ontology annotation, molecular function: nuclear receptor activity; RNA polymerase II cis-regulatory region sequence-specific DNA binding; zinc ion binding. Bases 149 to 2038 code for a protein of 629 amino acids.
UAGUACAUUCGACAUGCCCACUUUUUUGGGUCGAGGACCAGCUGGGUGACCCAUUAUUCUUACGCUCAGUAAUGCCCUUAGCCCAGUUCCAGGAACAGGGUCGCCUCUCAGUUAUAUUUUAAAUGAUCGCGCUCCUCCCGCUCAGUUCAUGUCUGCUCCCGUACGCCACGCACCUACCACUACACUGUCCUCGGUAGAACAUCGUCUUGCCUCCCCAGUGUCGAGCGGCGCUUCCCCGGUUUGUUGUGAGAAAGCAUCUGGUACAUAUACCGGACAGCGGGACUGGCAUUCUUCUAGCAAUACCGUCUGGGGACCGGUUGGGCUGAAUCAUUUGUCGGCUAUGCCAACAAAUACAGGCGGAUUUUUAGGCAUGGAGAUCAACGGAAUGAUGAUUUUGUGCAAGGUUUGCGGCGACAAGGCGUCAGGCUUCCAUUAUGGAGUACACGCCUGCGAGGGUUGUAAGGGCUUUUUCCGGAGGAGCAUUCAACAGAAGAUCCAAUACAAACAGUGCACGAAGAACGAGAAGUGCUCCAUCAUGAGAGUGAACCGGAACCGCUGUCAGCACUGCCGCCUCAAGAAAUGCCUGGCCGUGGGGAUGUCUCGCGACGCGGUGAGAUUCGGGCGGGUGCCGAAGCGAGAGAAAGCCCGGCUCCUGGCCGAGCUGCAGAACCUGAAGAACCAGACGGAGAGCGAGCUGAAAGUCACGUCCUCGGAGGAAGCGGAGGUGGACGAGGUUGCCAUGGUGAUCGCCAAGGCCCACCACCAGACCUGCAGCUACACCAGGGAGAAGCUGGCGGCCAUGAAGACCAUCCAACCAAUCGUGGCACAGAAUCUUCCCAACCUGCACAUGAGCAUGGUUUGCCCGCUGAACCCAUUCCCGAUCGGUGCUCUGGAGGGAGCCAACAAGAUGUGGGAGGAGUUCUCAGAGAGGUUCACUCCAGCCAUCAAGGAGGUGGUCGAGUUCGCCAAGCGUAUUCCAGGAUUCCAACAACUCAACCAGACCGACCAAAUCACCCUACUGAAGGCUGGCUGCUUCGAGGUCUUGUUAGUGCGGCUGUGUCCGAUGUUCGACUGUAAGAGCGACAUGAUGACGUUUGUGAACGGCGUGCGGAUCCAGCGCAGCCAGCUCCUGCAGAUGGGCUGCGGAGAACUCAUCAACUCCAUGUUCGACUUCGCCGAGAAACUGAACGUCCUGAACCUCAUGGAGUGCGAGAUCGCUCUCUUCACAGCGGUGGUUCUCGUGGCAGCAGAUCGUCAGGGUGUGAAGGAUGUGGAGGCGGUGGAGAGACUUCAGGAGAGGCUGAUCCGCGCUCUCCGCGCCAUGGUCGCCAAGAACCACCCGGAGGAGCUCGCGCUCUUCGCCAAACUGCUCAUGAAGCUGCCCGACCUCCGCACCCUCAACACGCUCCACUCCGAGAAGCUCCUCGCCUUCAAGAUGGACGCCCAGAACGACGCCCAGGGGAAGCAGACGUGUCCCAUGAACCUCAGCAAGGCUGCGGCCGCGUCACCGCAGGUCCCGUCGCCCACGGCGCAUGCCGAGCUCUCGCCGCUGCAGAUCGCCCUCGGGCACCACCGCUGCCCGCAGAGGAAGUAUGAGAGGGAGUACGGCACGGCGCCGCACGCCGUGAAGGACGGGCACGAGGUCCGCGUCCCCAUGGAGGUCGUGAAUGGCCAGCUGACGGUGGGGAGAAGUUACGAGCAGGGGCAGGGCUACAUCAACACCAUGGGGGGUCCCGUCCUCCUCCGGGGGAGCCCAGCCUGCACCCUCCCCACCGUCAUGCCUGCCCACCUCAACCCCUUCGCAAGGUUCCACAUGCCAGACAACGUCCUCGUAGGGAACAUGAGAAGCAAUAUCCCCCUGUACAGCUACCCCCCUAAACCCGACAGCCUCCCCCUCUCCCCCUCAUCCUCCCGUGGCUCCUCCUCCCCUGACUCCCAAACCUCCACCCCCCCCACCAUGUACCACCUCCCCCCUGGCAUCCGUAUAAAGCAGGAAAGGAUGGAUUCCGAGUCAGACUCCUGCGAGGGACAGAGAUAGGUGAAACAUCCCCCCCCCUGGGAAAUAUUUUUCACAUACCGAGUAUGAUAAGAAAAGUGCUAAUUUAUAUCAUCUUGUGAAUAGCUUCUUGUAAUUAAUGUUGAUUGCUAUAUGUCUGUAAGAUGGGAUAAGACAAUAAUAAUAAUAAUGGAAACAUUUCGUGUAAAAGUAUGACACAAAGCUAGUGAAAGCUGUCACUGACACAGGGUAAAAGCCUCACAUGGAAGAACUGAAAACACAUGUUGAAUUCUAUCAUGGACUUUAGUGAAAACAUGACUACUAGUCCUCACCUUUGCUGGCAGGGGUGGCAAUACACACAGCAUUCUUCCUUCAACCAUAUCUUACUUACAAGAAUGUUUUGUUCCAAGACAAGUUGUUUUCUCUUAAACAUCUGCCAAAACAUACCUCAAGAAUUGUAAUAUUUUAAGUCAAAGCAACUGCAGGGAUGAUUUUCUUCAAUAUGUUCUCACCAAGAUUAGAAGGAACCACAGCAUUCUGUUGGGUGUAUCCAGAUUUUUUGUGGUAGUCCUUCCCAAAUGUGUAUCACACAAUUGUUGACUUUGUUAGGAAAACGCUGCCUCUACCCAUGGAAUGCAGUAAUACAGUUAGAGCACCUUAACUUCACUGUAUGGAUGACAACUUCAGGAGAUCUUGAAUACUGAAAUAUCAGGUUUUUUUAAAGAUUGAAGAGAUAAAAAAUGCAACAAGAAUCAGGCAGGGAACACAUUGUUAAAGAGCCAACCAGUAAGAUACUUUUGUACUUGGAAAAAAGAAAGUUCGUUGAUUAUACUAGGCUUUCCAUCCAUAGUUAUCUCCACACUGAUAGAACUAACAGAUUUUCCUAUAGCCGGUAUAACCACAAUUGUU